AUGGAGAAUCUAGUGCUGGCAAAACGAGCUGCAUCUGGCGCAGAGCCGCCUGCUCCACACUGGAGUGUUAUCAUCAGCGUGGUAACGGUGAUGAAGAAAGGGCUUGAGCCGAAAGCCAUCAAAACCCACUAUACCGAGGAAGACGUGGACGAUUUGCUAGAAGACCUACGGCAGGAAAUGGUCUCGCUCAAAGAGGAGACCGGAGCUAACAAAAAACACAUUUCUGAACUGGCGCGCCAGGUCACUGCCAUACAAAAUGUCGUGCUCGACGAGAGCUCAGUGCAAAACACUGAGUUGAAGACAUGGCAGCCCACUUAG
Penicillium brevicompactum is the source of this 318-nucleotide messenger RNA. RefSeq lists its product as uncharacterized. The transcript has 2 exons. Bases 1 to 318 code for a protein of 105 amino acids. The record is from RefSeq and is a predicted model, not a curated record. NCBI's taxonomy places the organism in Eukaryota, Fungi, Ascomycota, Eurotiomycetes, Eurotiales, Aspergillaceae.